Messenger RNA from Stereum hirsutum FP-91666 SS1, 1062 nucleotides. RefSeq lists its product as uncharacterized. NCBI's taxonomy places the organism in Eukaryota, Fungi, Basidiomycota, Agaricomycetes, Russulales, Stereaceae. The record is from RefSeq and is a predicted model, not a curated record. Bases 1 to 1062 code for a protein of 353 amino acids. The transcript is spliced from 3 exons.
AUGUUUUUCGCUCAACUGUGGGCACUACAUGUCGAGAUUAUAUACGAAGCCCAUCCUUGGUUGGCCUCGGCGUUUAUGAUAUCAACUAAUGUCAUAUGGGGCGUUAGGGUCUACCAGUCGACCAGGAUUGCGAUGGAUUCCACUGAUUACUCAUUGUCAUAUGGACAGAUACUUUCUAUAUUCGCCGCCGUUACGCCAGUCCUGUAUACCAUUCGUCUGGCUUGGAGCUCGCGGGAUUAUCUCUGGCAUUUCCUUAAACGACUACCAGGAGAGAUCAUGGAUGAAAUAAUCUUUGUUCUUACCGGACACCGGGAUCCGCUCCAUAAAUUCAUUCUUCCUGCUACACAGUGCUCUAGUCCAGCUCAAUCACUCUUGUCCUGCUCUUCGGUGUCUGCGACGACUUCGCCCGAUAUCCCUGCCUCAUCCACAUCCAAUCUCCCCCCACCUCCGCCACCAGCGAGGCAUCGAUCCUCACCAUUUAUUACUGGUUCACAAAAUUCUGAACCAUCCGCUCCAAUUCCAUGGCCAUCAUGUUCCACGGGGGUGCUUUCUACACUUUCGUCGCCAGAAGUCAGUUCUAUCCGAAGGAGGACUUCAUCAGUGGCAAACAUAUCCGAUAACCGUUCAAACGAUAUACAACACCGACAUCGAAUAUCUACCUCGACAUCCGCGGGCGCUUCUCUGCCAGACGGUAUUGGGGACUCGCCAGACAAUUCACUCCAACCAAUAUUUGCCCACGGCCAAUUAUCGGAGUCACCACCAGAAUCUCCACAUGCCACUUAUUCAGUAGCAGACGCUAUCUCUGCGCCUGCCCAUGUCGUAUCCUCGUCCCCUGUCGACGGACAAUCAGAGUACUUCGAUGCUCGCUCGACGACAUCUUCCGAUACUGUACGUCUUAUACAGGGUCCGGAUCCGAAAGCGCAUAGCGCUUCAGAAGCGCCCACACACCCCACCAUGACUCCUUUUGCCUACCGAUCACUCACGGCGCCAUCAACCGGAAAACUCAGCUGGUCAGGAGCUCGCAGAAGGUUCUUAACCGACGCUGAGAAAAGACGGGCGUAG